AUGUUGGCUGACGAUAUUGAAAGAACCAUAACUUAUUCAAAUACUGGAGAUUUAAACCCUUUUUUGACAAUAUUAUAUGCAUUUUUGUUUAUUGCGUGCAUUAUUAUUUAUACUAUUGUACUUCCGUUUUACAUUUGUGCCAAUAAAGUGAACCACGAAAGAGAUAAAGAGGCAAGUUGGUGAAAAUUGUAAAAUUCUCAUCUACCCAAUUACGAAACACUUUUAUCACAUGGUAAUAAUAUACUAUCUUAUAUUUGUUUUAACAUGCAUCAGCGUCUUUUUUUGCUUUUAUUCGUAAGUACCCAAACCUUUUUAUACAAUUAUUAAUUUUGUUCAGAAACAGGUUUUUACUUACAUAAUUUGUUAUUUUUAGUUUAUUCAGUUCACUAUGCAUAAUUACUCAAGUCUUCCAUGUGUUACUGUUUGUACUCGCAGUUGAACGAUUUUUUAUAUACUUUAUACCAUCCAGCGGGAAACUAUUCAAAUUUUCGCGAUGUAAAAUCAAACCCUUGUACUUUUUGAUAAUUACAAAAGAAGUAUCAUGUUUACUAUACGCAUCUUGGGAUUAUGAGCCUGUUCAAUUUCAAUACUGGGUUAAUUUUUUCCUUUGGAUAACGUGCUCUAUCAAUGAUGCUCUUGUAUUUCUCUCAGCUAUUUUAUAUAUUCCGAUUGUAAUAAGUAUUCGGAAAUAUGCAAAUUUGAGGUGGGCUCAACGUUCCCAGCCUCAUAAAUAUAUUUUCUUACAGACAAUGGUAGUUUUAACAUUCAAAUCGAUCCAAGUUCUCGUAUGCCUCAUGACAAACCAUAAUGGUAUUUCCUUAACUAGUUUAUUCAUAUACGCUAUAGUAUUCUCAGACAUUAUCACCACGCCGUUGAUUGUUCAGAUGUCGUAUUUAUCAUGCAAUAAAAGAAACAUGAACGUUUUGCUCUCCACUAUAAGUGCUAGGAAGUUGUUUAAUGUUCUGUUCAAUCUCAGAACGGGAGCCACCGUGUUUCCACGUUCAUCAACAAUUUACUCUACACACAUGAUCUGA
This is a messenger RNA of Caenorhabditis elegans, 1034 nucleotides long. NCBI's taxonomy places the organism in Eukaryota, Metazoa, Nematoda, Chromadorea, Rhabditida, Rhabditidae. The record is from the annotation of a RefSeq genome assembly.